Vicia faba (fava bean) is the source of this 819-nucleotide messenger RNA. NCBI's taxonomy places the organism in Eukaryota, Viridiplantae, Streptophyta, Magnoliopsida, Fabales, Fabaceae. The record is from the annotation of a GenBank genome assembly.
AUGCCAGGAACAAAAAAGAAGAUAUUUCGUUAUAGAAUCCCGUGGAUAUCAUGUUCUUCUUCCACGGGAUCUUCUUUUCAUCGAAAACAAAGAUCAAAAUCUUCACCAACACAGCCUCUUCCUACACCAAUUUCUGAACCUCAAACAACUCUAGAGAGAAAAGUGAUGUUUACAGUUUCAACAUCGAGCCCUAGUGAAAAUAACAUCAAAAUACCAGCAGUACCAGUUAGCGCAAACGUAUCAAACUCCCCCAUCCAAAAUAGUACUAUGAGUAUGAAGGAUGAUGAUGUAACAAAUCUUGUUAAUAGAGUUGGUACUGUGAAUCCAACAACACUGCUUCCGACAGAUGAUAAAACAGUUAGUAUUGUAACUCUAGCAGGUGACAACAGAGGCGCAACAAUGCAUGUUGCAGGUUCGCAAUCCCAAUCUACAAGAAAAAAAGGUUCAAUCAAUAGCAUACGCGGAACCAACGAGAAACAAGAUAAAGAUGAAGCGGAGAAGGCAUAUGUUAACAGUAACAUACAGAGUAUGAAUAAUUCAUUCAUGAUUCAAGGUUCAGUAUCCGGACGAGACCCUGGUGUUCGUGUCAUUCUUCCCCAACAGCCUCAGCCACAGCCACAGCCUCAGCCUCAGCCUCAGCCUCAGAUCAGCCGGGUAGAGAAGUUACCUUACCAACCAAUGGUUAGAAGACGAUGCCUGAGAGGACUUAUGGUGGAACCGAGUGAUUCUGAUCCUGAGAAUCCUGAUAAACCCCGUCGUCAUGGAUGCAAAUUUAGCUGCGGAGAUGUUAGAAAAGAUAAAGAUAAAGUGAUUCUGUAA